Molecule: messenger RNA, 741 nt
Organism: Chlorella variabilis
Lineage: Eukaryota; Viridiplantae; Chlorophyta; Trebouxiophyceae; Chlorellales; Chlorellaceae
Exons: 3
Coding region: 1-741 (246 amino acids)
Source: RefSeq, a predicted model, not a curated record
AUGGACGCGGGUGCACGGCUCGCGUCGCAGCUGGGGCUGUCAUUAGACCCGCAGCACAUCGAGCAGCUGCAGGACUACCUCCUGCUGGUCUUCCAGGCGCCCCGCAAGCUAACAGCGCGCGCCCUCGCGGUUUCAGGGCUCCGCAGCGCACCCCAGCAGCAGGUGAAGGCUGCCACCGUGUUCUCGCUCUGGGCGGCUCAGCACCGCGACCGCGGCCUCCUGCUGGCGCUGCUUGCCGCAGCACCGCCCGUGCCAGCGCCGCCCGCCAAGGCCCGCGUGCCGGCACUGCAGCUGGCAGUCGCCACCGGCAAGGCCGCCUCCCAUGGGAGCAGCCACGGCAGGAGCGGCAGCGACAGCCACCUGGCGCUGCCCAGCUCGCCGCUGUCGGGGCUGGUGACGCCGGUGCCUACGGCGGCGCGGGAGGUGCGGCGCCAGCUCAGCGGGCAGCGCACGCCGAGCAGCACUGCCAGCGAGGCGGGCAGCGGGCCUGGCAGUGCGUGCAGUGAUUCAGACAGCAUGUGCAGCCACCCCGUUGACAGCGAGGAGGAGGAGACUGGCGUUGAGCAGCUGGCCGACGACGCUGUGGCAGCGGCCCACCGCCAGAGCCGCACCCACACGCACGCCCACCCCGCCGCCCGCCUCGCCCUGUGCGCAGCAGCCGCCCUGGAGGAGUUCCGGGAGCCGCGGGAGGUGCCUUUCUGGGCGCCCAAGCCCAGCGCGUUUCUGGCCAAGGACGACUGA